GGUCCCUCGUUUCAAAACAAUGCGACGAUCACAUGAAAUUGAAAACACUUCCAAUGCAUGACCUUUGUUACAAUAUAAACUACUUAGGGUGAUAUUUUAAACAGAUUGUACAGGAUGGAGGUGGAGGGCUGGGACUCUGGUCUGGAGGAGGAGCUGGGUGUGUCUCUGGAGGAGCUGAGUAAGUGGAUUGAGGAGGAGGUGGAGAGGAGCGAGGCAGUCCGCCAGAGGAAGGCCCAGCUGGCUGAGCUCAAAGAAUGGGUGGAGCAGAAAGAGAAGGAAGAGGAGGUGGUGGACAAACUCUUCAACAAUGCCAACCAGUCCAUAGUGGAGUGUGAGGCUCUGGUGAAGUCCACCUACAGUAAAAUGGGUCUGGUCUACAAGGAGAGCUCUUCAGAGGAUGAGGGUGGAGUGGGAGGGGUUCAGUCCUCUGAUGUCAUAGAAAUUGAUGAUGAUGAUGACGAUGAUGAUGUCAUCGCUGUGGGCUUACUGGUUCCACCCAAGAAACCUGGGAUACCUGUCCAGGAUGCAAUGUUUAAGGAGGCGUCGGCAGCUCUCCAGCGUUCCUCCCAGCAGGUGUUGAAGCUGGCCCAGACAGUGAACAAGAACUCUUCUUCCGGGCCUGCUAUACAACAGCCAGGUGGCCCAGUGCCCAUGCCAGCAGUGUUUGUGUCCCAGGCCACGCCCAGGAACACACCCACCCAGCCUAACCCCUCCCUGAAGGAUGAUGAAAUCAGACUGGAGAUGAGUCUUCUGGGAAAGAAACGCACCAAGACCUGGCACAGCGGAAUGCUCAUCGCCAUCAACCCUGUCGGUAAUGGUUACAGUAAGUACAAGGUGAAGUUUGAGAACAAGGGGAAGAGUCUACUGUCUGGGAACCACAUAGCGUUUCACUAUCACCCCACCCUGGAGAGGCUGUACGUGGGAGCCAGGGUGGUCGCCAAGUACAAGGACGGCAACCAGGUCUGGCUCUACGCUGGCAUCGUGGCAGAGAUGCCCAACAACAAGAACCGCAUGAGGUUCCUGAUCUUCUUUGACGACGGUUAUGCCUCCUACGUGACCCUGCCUGAGCUCUACCCUGUCUGCAGACCAAUGAAGCGUACAUGGGAGGACAUAGAGGAUGCAUCGUGUAAAGACUUCAUAGAGGAGUAUAUAACGUCAUACCCCAACAGGCCCAUGGUGCUGCUGAAGGCAGGCCAGGUCAUCAAGACAGAGUGGGAGGGGACGUGGUGGAGGAGCAGAGUGGAGGAGGUGGACGGCAGCCUCGUCAAGAUCCUCUUCCUGGAUGACAAGCGUAGUGAGUGGAUCUACCGCGGUUCAACCAGGCUGGAGCCCAUGUUCAAUCUGAAGACCAACUGUGCCAACACCCAGGAGAAGAAGAUGGCUGGCCAGCAGAGGACACGCCCCAGCAUGGGAGCAUUGAGGACCAAGGGCCCUGUGGUCCAGUAUCACAGUGGGGGGAACACCACAACCCCCGGUGGGACCCCCACUAAAUCCCCCCAUCCCCUCUCCCCACCCUCCUCCAUCCCUCCUACACCCUCCCAGCCCAAUCAGCUUGCACGAACAGAUCCUAAGUAUCAGAUGGCUAAAAAGAGUACUUCUCCAUACAUUCCCACGCCAGGAGGCUCUCGCACUGGAUUGGCCAGUAAUAGCCAUGCCCCUAAAGCCAUGCAGCCCCAACCUUCAACUGGUUCUCCUGGAAACUCAUCCAGAAUGUAUGUCCUUCAGACUGGCAACAUCCAGACUCUCACGUCCCUACAGCCUAUCCAACACCAGCAGCAGUCUCUGCCCCCUCCUCCCCAAGCCCCUCCCACUGCCCCCGCACCUGCAGUGACCCCAUACACCUUCAGUAACGACCGGAUUCCCCACGAGCCCUCGUACCGCGCCCCCACAGACCGCAUCUUCUACCUGCCUCACACCUGCCAGCCUGCUUGUCUCAACCGUAUCCGGCCCUCCAGACCAGAUAUGCACCGGGGCAGGAACCCCCUGCUCACCCCUCUACUGUACGAGUUCAGACGCAUGACGGGGCGACGGAGAGUCAACCGCAAGAUGUCGUUCCAUGUGAUCUACAAGUCUCCUUGUGGGCUGUGUCUGCGCAGCAUGGCGGAGAUCCAGCGCUACCUGUUCCAGACGCGCUGUGACUUCAUCUUCCUGGAGAUGUUCUGCUUGGACCCCUAUGUCCUGGUCGACCGGCGCUUCCAGCCCCAGAAGCCUUACUACUACAUUCGAGACAUCACCAACGGCCGCGAGGACAUUCCCCUGUCCUGCGUCAACGAGAUCGACAUCACACCGCCCCCCGACGUGGCCUACAGUAAGGAGCGUAUCCCUGAAGAUGGAGUGUUCAUCAACACCAGUCCAGAGUUCCUGGUGGGCUGUGACUGUACCGACGGCUGCAGGGACAAGUCCAAGUGUUCGUGUCACCAACUGACCCUGCAGGCCACAGCCUGUACCCCUGGAGCACAGAUCAACCACACGGCUGGAUACACACAAAAGAGACUGGAGGAGUGUUUGCCCACCGGGAUUUAUGAGUGUAAUAAGCGUUGUAAGUGCUGCAGUCAGAUGUGUACUAACCGUCUGGUGCAGCACGGUCUGCAGGUGAGGCUGCAGCUCUUUAAGACCCAGAACAAAGGCUGGGGCAUCCGCUGUCUGGACGACGUGGCCAAGGGAUCCUUCGUCUGUAUCUACGCAGGUAAGAUUCUGACAGAUGACUUUGCGGACAAGGAGGGUCUGGAGAUGGGUGAUGAGUACUUUGCUAACCUGGACCACAUAGAGAGUGUGGAGAACUUCAAGGAAGGGUAUGAGAGUGAGGCCCACUGUUCAGACAGUGACGGGAGCGGGGUGGACAUGUCCAGGCUGAAGAACCCCCCCUCGUCCUCCCUGGCUUUGCAGAACAAGACCCUUCCCAAACCCCCCCAGAGAACCAAUGCUGCCAACCCUGCUGGCAAAGCGCGGGGUGCUGGUGGCGACUCCUCUAAGGAUGGGGAUAGUGAUGAAGAGUCGAACAACGACAAAAGUUCAGACGACACGUUUGUAAAGGACCCCUACUACAGCUCCAGCUCUGUGUGGAGGAGCUACACCACCCGUCGCCAGGCCAAGGGCGUCAAGGAAGGGAGCCAGGACAGUAAGGAUGGGAUGAGUGUGUCAGUGGGGGGAAAGGAGGACAGGAAGCCGCCCCCCAUGCCAGAGGAGAGUGGGAAGAGUAAAGUAGCGUCCUGGCUCACCAACCAACCCUCUACCUCCCAGGCCACCGUUAAGAUGGAGGGACUGAAGAUAGAGAAGAAGGAGCCCGGAGACCAGAAAAGUCAACAAUCAGUGAAGACGGAGGGAGGGAAGAGGCAGGAUGUGAUGACGCUGUCGGACAGUGAUGACGUCCAGACCAUCAGCUCUGGAUCUGACGACAACAAGGAGAGAGAGAAACGCACACAGGGUGAAGAUGGGGGAGGUGCGGUGAAGAGGCAGGUGGCUGUGAAGUCCACGCGAGGCAUUGCUCUGAAGAACUCCCAUGGCCUGAUGGUGAAGACUGGAGGGGCUGGGAUGGGGCCAGGGGGAGGCCCGGGGGGCCACGGAGGGGCACAGGGUAAGGGUGGGGACGGGGGAGACAGUGGACCUAAAAACACGCGGCAGUUCUUCGAUGGCGAGGAGUCCUGCUACAUCAUCGACGCCAAGCUGGAGGGCAACCUGGGACGCUACCUCAACCACAGCUGCAGUGCCAACCUGUUUGUCCAGAAUGUGUUUGUAGACACACACGAUCUGCGUUUCCCCUGGGUAGCCUUCUUCGCCAGCAAGCGUAUCAGGGCGGGGACAGAGUUGACAUGGGACUAUAACUACGAGGUUGGCAGUGUGGAGGGAAAGGAGCUACUGUGCUGCUGUGGCUCAACAGAGUGCAGAGGAAGACUGCUAUAAGAGACCACCCUCUAUACCUCCAUCUCAUCCCUCUAUUUCUUCAUCUUAUCUCGGAGUGCAGAGGGAGUUCUGGAAAAGACCUGUCUAACUCCGUCUCCUCUCUGUGUGUAGAAGAAGCCUGCUGUAAGGACACACUAUGCUAACCUCCCUUACUAUGUCAUUAGAGAAGAUGGGACACCUACACCCACAAGAGUCUCUGUCCACGUUUCUCUUUUGUUCCUCCCCCUCUAUCUUUUUUUCUGAAUUGUUUGGCUGCCUAUUGCUGAUGUAUUGUAAUUCUUUACUGUUUUGUAUGUAUGCCCAGUUGUCUGUAUGCCCAGUUGUAUUUGACUGUCUGUGAAUUCAGACCAAACUGCUCUUCUCACAACUGAAUAAAAUCCUGUUUUCCACACAUUCCA
Messenger RNA from Salvelinus namaycush (lake trout), 4298 nucleotides. RefSeq names its product histone-lysine N-methyltransferase SETDB1-B-like. Gene Ontology annotation, cellular component: nucleus. Gene Ontology annotation, molecular function: protein binding; DNA binding; zinc ion binding. Gene Ontology annotation, biological process: negative regulation of gene expression; heterochromatin organization. Bases 115 to 3900 code for a protein of 1261 amino acids. NCBI's taxonomy places the organism in Eukaryota, Metazoa, Chordata, Actinopteri, Salmoniformes, Salmonidae. The record is from RefSeq and is a predicted model, not a curated record. The transcript has 25 exons.